Molecule: messenger RNA, 5435 nt
Organism: Bursaphelenchus xylophilus (pine wood nematode)
Lineage: Eukaryota; Metazoa; Nematoda; Chromadorea; Rhabditida; Aphelenchoididae
Source: the annotation of a GenBank genome assembly
AUGGGUUUCCCCAAACCCUUAUUGCUUAUAGCUCUUGGGCUCUUUGUGGGCCUAAAUGCAUUUCGACUCAACGUUCCGCGAGUUUUAUUGCCGUAUCAUCCAUCAAAUCAAGUAACCUUUCUGCUCGAGGUAUCACAUCCGGGAGGCGCAUGUUUUUCUUGGUAAGGUUUUAGGAGUACUUAUCGUUUUAUAAAAUGUAUUUUUAAUGGGAUUCGUGCUUUCAGGAGGUCCACUCGUCCCGAUGUUGCUUCCAUCGAGCCAAUAGAUCCCAAAGCCAAUGGAUGUUCGGACAAGGCCCUUUUAACGUCCAGAUCGAAACAUGCUGAUGAACAAAGUGCAACCAUCUUCGCCCGAGAUCUCAGUAUGUUUUUGUUACCUUUUUAUUUUUAGGACACCAUUUGCUGUCUCUGUUAUUUCAUUAUUUUAGAUAGUGGGGUAACACUUUCCUGUGGGGUGUCUGUGGACGUUAUCCAUUCCAUCAAAGUAGAAACCAUCACCGAUCUUUUGUUCCUCGAAGCCCCUCCAGCUCGGAUGUAUGUGGAUGCUUUCAACGCCAAAGGGCACGCUUUCUCAGCUCUUGGAGAUAUCCCAUUUGAUUGGUCGUUUGAGUUUGCCGAUUCGUCUAGAAGGCCAUUGAGAAUUAUUCCUUUUUCUCAGAGCAAAUACGACGCUCCACCUGGAAUCGAGGAUUUGGAGAAGCAGAAAAAGAAGGGAUAUGUGGUUCUGGUGGAAGGAAUUCAAACUGGGGCUGCUAAAUUGACCGCCAGAUUCAGCGAAUCGGACUUUAGUGUAAUUUUUCUUUUCUGUUAUUACUAUGAACGUUUUAGUAUGUUGCACCUCAUGGAAUUGAACUCUAUGUUGUGGCCAACCUACUGCUUAUCCCGUCAGAAGAUUUGUUUGUUACCGCCGGAUCGGUCAUUCCUUAUAGUGCUGUCAUUCUCAAACAAGGAGCCACAGAGCGUGAGUAUAGGAAUGAUAUAUUAUAAUAGUACUCUUUAGCUGUUCCGAAAGAUCAGUAUGAGCUGGUUGUGAGCGAUCCUGAUGUCUGCUCUUUGGAUCCAACAACCAAUUACCUGACCGCAAACGCAUUGGGGAAUGUGGAAGUUACGUUAUACGAUACUAGUAAGUUAUUGGUUUUUUGUGAGUUUUAUGUUUAGCCGUCAAACAAAAGGCCGGUUUUAAACCCCAGAGUGCUCAUGUAUAUGUGGUGGAGCCAGAUUCAAUCUUCUUCACCAUUAGCCGAGGAAAUAAUUGGGUUCUACAAGCUGGACUUUCUUAUGAAAUUGAAGUUAAACUGCUCGAUUUGCAAGGAAAGAACGUGUUUAUUCCUGAAGUAAGUGUUUUUGCUUUUGAUUUAUAUUUUUAGAAUGCCCGUUUUGAAACGGACUUGAGCGACCACUUCGAAAAAAUCGAAUCUUCAAAGAACGGCACCUAUUUCAAAGUCAGAGCGAAGAGGACUGGGCAAAUCACCAUCAAAUCCCACUUCACGGAACUCAUCGAUGUCAAUGGAUAUACCCAGAAAGUGGCGGUUCCUAUUUAUGGAGAACAGAAAACCGAAAUCUUUGAUCCCAUUGAUCUCACUCCUAAAACUUUGAUCUUCCCAUAUCAACGAAACUAUCCGUACAAUUACAAAUUGAAGGUGAAAGGAGGGUCUGGAGUCUUUGUGUGGUCAACUGAAAAUAAAAAUAUUGCUGGGAUUUCUGAAUCUGGAGUUGUCAGUAGUGGAGAAAUUGGAGAAACGAUCGUACAUGUGGCUGAUUAUAGAAAUGAGCAACAUCGGGAUAUCUCGAAGGUAGGGUUAGCUGUUUUUUUAUUCUUUUAUUUGGUUUAGGUGAUUGUAAUUGAGCCCAAGGGCAUUGAAUUUGGUCCUUCAGUCCUUGAAGCCGAGAUUGGAACCGCUCUCACUCUGAAUAUCAAGAUGUUCACCGAGCUGAAUGGAUCACCAGUGCCAUUCACUGACUGCCGAAACUUUGAUUUUACUGUCCAGGUUUCGAAUCAGAAUGUGUUUAAAGUCGAUAAAUGUAAGUUAUUCAAUAAUCUUAUGUGAUUUUGUUUUAGCGAAACCCGGCGCAAUCCCUGAGGAGAAUCGCGGAUGUUCUACUAUCCAUCUUGUUGCUAAGGCUGUUGGGGAUUCUAAGAUUACUGUCUCCUAUGGAAGUUUGAAAGCUCAGAUUGAUAUAUUUGCAUUUCCACCACUCAAGGUAAGAGUUUCGAUUGGGUUUUUACAUUGCUUUAGAUUACUGUUGACACGGAACUUCUUCUUGGCCUCGGUUCAUCCGCUCCUUUUAAAUUUGAAGGUGGCCCAAGACCAUUUACGUUUGAUCCAAGCAAAUAUUAUGCGAAGGUUGAGGCCGGAAACGGUCAGAUCGGAGAAAUUGAGAACACGGGAGAUGUCUACAGAGCUGUCUGCAAAGAAAAUAUUGCCGAAACUACGGUCUCGGUGAAGGUUGGGAACAGAAGAAGUACUUCUUUGCCGUUCCCAGCCCAAUCUGUUGCCCAAGCCAAGCUCUGUUGCUCUGUUCCAUCUAGAAUUGCACUAACUCAGAGGAGCAAAGCCAAGGUUUCUAAAGGCGGAAAUUGCCCAACCUCGACGGUAGGGAUACGUUUAGAGUUUUGAUUAUUGUUUUAGCACUCUGUCUUCUUUGGAGAACCCUCUUAUUUGGAAUUGUCGGCGUUUGGCCACUGCUCAAGCCAAGGUGAAGAUGCCAUGGAACGGAAAUUCUCCUCAGUUUCAUCUCUUGUCGUUGAUUUCAGGGUGAAACAAACGAGUCUGGCUUCGAUUGAUCGCUUUGACAAAGCUGAAGAGCAAGAAUUCAGUAAGUAAUAUUUAUUUGAUCUUUAUUCUUUUUAUUUUUAGUUUAUGCCGUGAUCCAACCUUCUGGAAGAGCUGGUGUUGUUGAUAUCCAGGCCUCUACCUCCCAAUUUGAUGUCAAGAAGUCGAAAAAGUCUAUUGGAAAGACACUUUCUUCACACCUGACACUGAAUCUUGUUGACAAAGCGGCUGCCACUCCAACUUCAAUUGUUCUCUGGAAUCAGAAGGAAGCUAGAGGAGUUGUCACACUUGUUGGGGGUUCUGGACAUUUCUGGAUUGACUACACUGUCAGCGGGCAAUACGUGAAUGCUCAUCUCUUGACCAACCCAAAGGAACCCGGCCAAACCCAGAUUCAAUUGAGCCCCAUUCAAGAAGGUCUCACUAAACUCGUGGUUCAUGACCUUUGUAUUGGCGGACAUGAAGUGAAGGUGGAUGUUAAAGUAACCGAGAUUAGUGAAAUUCGAAUCCGGGGAGCUGAGUUCGUCGAGGUUCAAAAGGAAGUCCCACUUGAAGUGGUCGUCAUCGAUGUGGAGGGCCAGGAAUUCGCUUUGGAAGACAUCCAGGAGAUCAAUCUGAACUUGGAAUACAAUAAUGAUCUCGUUUCCCUGGAUAAACAAGGAUUACUUACCUAUAACGCCCUUGGAGUCAAAGUUGGCGUUACUCAGAUUAUUGUCUUUGCAAUUUCUGCUACUGGAAAGACUGUUAGAAGUACUCCACAUCAUCUUCAAGUAUUUGCUCCUUUGAUUUUGGAUCCAAGAGAGGUCACACUGAUCCCACAAAGUGUAUUCCAGGCAAGUCUUUCAUUUUUUUUUUUGUAAAUUAUAGGUACCUAAAAUAAUGUUUUAUAAGUUUAGCUGGAAAUAAUUGGAGGUCCCCAGCCAAUCCAUCCCGUAAAUUUCGAGAUGAAUAACACUGCAAUUGCCUCAAUUUCGUCCAACGGCCUUAUCCAUUCAACUCAAACACUUGGAUACAGUUCCAUCAAAGGAGUGGUCGGAUACUCCGGCCACACUGUGACUUCGGAUACUGUAAUUUUAAAGGUGGUUUCGUUGGCCGGUGUGAGAAUCGUUGUGUCGUCCUCUUUGGUGGAAACUGGAGAAGUGUUGGAAGCCCGAGUUGAAGGAAUUGCGGGCUCAGACGAGAGUCCGUUUGCUUUUGGAGGAGCAGAUUACCCGUUAACAGUGGAAUGGAAGCUCUCCAAAGCCGACUCGGAGAUCCUCAAUUUUGAACCCGUAAUGCACAAAUUGGUCAGAGAGAAGAAGGAGAAUCAGUUUGCUACACAGCUCAGGGGGUUGAAGAGUGGAAUUGCCGAGCUGGAGGUUAAAGUCACUGCCCAUUCCAGCUCGUAUCGACAUUUCUUGACCCGAGAAUCCCAUUUCAAUGAUGUCAUUAAGAUAAAUGUCCACGAUCCGGUGAACUUCGUCGCUCCGUUCUUGGAUAAACAACCCACAAUUAGAGUUACUCCACUGGCUUCACUUCCGUUGAGCAUUAACAGGUUGGUAACAUAACUUUAUCGCAACCGCGUUUUGUUUCUGAUUGUUUAACUGUUGAUUUCAGACCAGUGGAAGAAGUUGUCUAUAAAGCUAGCAAGGAAUCUGAGAAAUUGUUUGGCGUGAAAUCGGGCCAAACUGCUGAUGGAAUUCCCGAGGUUAUCCUUGAAUCCGGCUCUUUGGAAGGGGUCGGCGCCAUUUUGGUGGAGCACAACAACUCCGUCUAUAAUAACAGCCACUUUGUCACUGUCGAAGUUACUGCUGCCAAGUCGAUUCAUUUGACCGUUGAUGGGAACGUUCACAGAAUCCGAGAGAGUUUAAUCCCAGGAAAUUGGAUCACCGUUCAUGUGGGAUUCAGAGACAACCGGGGAAGAGUCCUGCAUGCAGCCAGGAACAAGGUCUCCUACAGGCCUCAUCGAUUCGAUCUGACAGAAAUUGAAUCAUCUGAUGAUCGAAGAACUCUGAGAAUUUAUUUGAAGUAUGAUGGGGAGACUGUCCUUAAGGUUUGGGAUCCGAAAGAUCAUAGAAUUGCCACCUUCCUGCGAUUGUCAGUGGCAGAUUUGAGUCCCGAAGAACUGAAGGAUGAAGCUGAUACAACUGGAGACAGCAAUUUGACUUUAGGGCAAUCGUAUAACUAUGUAAAGCAGACUGCAGAUGAAGCCAAGAGUGGAAUUGGAAGGCUGCUGGGAGAAUUCUUUGAUAACAAUCCCGGAAUCUCGAUUAUGUUGAUGUUCUCCUUUGCUGUGGCUACCUUGUUCAUGUUUGGUAAGUACUAAAUUAUGUUUAUAAUAGCCUUUCUAGUUUACUACGCGUGUUCCCAACGUCAGCCGUAUGUCCGGCCCAGCCUGAACUCUUCUCGUGUCUAUGCCUACCAGACUACCCAUGAUGGAUCCCUGGGUCUUUCUACAGACUUGUCGGCAUCCCCUCUGUUCCAUUCAACUCCGGAUCAAGAGCUGGCAAAGAAGGCACCAGCCACCUCAAGAAAGUUUGCCACUCCUGUCAACAAGGCUUACGUGGAUCAGAGUUCGCCCAGAUUGUCCAACAAAUCAGCCGGAUCCAGCCAUGACGAGCUUUUCAACGGUUCCAUUAGCCCCAACAAUCGUCUGAAACAAGUAGUCAGCCGGUUCUACAAUUAA